UCACAUUACGAAUUUUCCGAAGCGAUAAAUGUUCUCUGCGCGAAUUCCACAAAGCAAUGACACAAGUCCGACUGCUGAAGUCGGCCGAUCAGUGGGCUGGCUAUGUGUCUCUCACCCGGCAUGCCGAUGGUGUGCCCGAUACCGAAGGGGAUCAGAAUGUGGGCAAAGUCGAUGAUUUCUGAGAGCCAUGACAAAGGACAGAAGAGAGAAGAAGGUGGAGAACAGUUGUGUGUCACCACGGUAAGUGCCUACUGUGAGCUGCCUGUUUCGCGUAGUGCUUUGCUAUCCUUAGUUCACGCUUCCAGCCUCGCGGCCAGCACCAUUCAUCAUCUGAAGCACCCAGAAAGCAACCAACGGUAAAGCACGAGCUAGCUCAUAAACUGACGUUCAGCAUCAGCCUGCGAAUAACACCUUUCAUACCUGUUGGGAGCGUGUCUUUCUCCGGAUUAGGGCGACGUCUCUUUGUCGAUUGUCUCAGCUCAAGCUGACACGCUCCACCUUCUCCGACACAUGUGGCGUGGCAUUCGUAGACUUCGUGCUGCUGGCAGGAGGCGUGCAGAGGCGACGAGGCGACGUUGUUGCACCAGUACCAGGUCUUUUCGCAUCUCUCCAUUGUUUCCUUAUCUGAACACACGACAGAGAUUGUGCAUUGCCAGUGCGUGAGACAGAUAUUGCCAAUAGUGCGUGAGACACAUAUUGCUUGUUUCCAUUUGUACCUUCCUUGGCAUGCACAAGAUACUCAACCGGCCGAAUUGCUUGGCAUUUCAUCAGCGUCCAGAUGUCUGGCGUCUGAGACAAAACAGAGAUGGAAAUGAAAGCAACUUGUGCAAACCAUCCAGAGAGGGAGGUUGUCUGCGUCACUUUUACCCCCUUUGGUGCCAAAGUCGACGGCUGCCACGAGAAGGCUGAAGUAGGUGAGCAAGGACCUGACUCAGUCCAAACAAGCGAAAGGAGAUGCGAUUGUGUCUAUGAGAGACUGAGCGGCUUGUUUGAUACUCGUGUCAAAGGGUGUCAGUUUUGUGUCGACACAGGACUGCCAGAUAAUCAAUUGAGGACGGAAAACUACAUCUCCUGUUGUCAUGGUCGGCUCAGGGAAGAGAUCGCUAAACCUCUGCCAGUCAUCGAGCCUGCUCACGCCCACGUCGAAAUAUCCCUGCGCAAAUGAGCGAAGCUCAGAUACGAAGAGAUUGGCGAGCCAUUUCUCUUUUUUUCCAACUCACUUCUUUCGCAACUUCUGUUCCCUUUUGCGAUGCCUCUUGUUCGUCUGUCUCUUUAAUGGAGGUUGGGGCCAUGAUCCUGAGCCUCUCCUGACACCUCAGAAUAUCCUCAGGCAAUUGCGCUUGAUCUUGUGGCGUCGGACGAUAGUGCUUCAACACUAGAGAUCCCAGCGGUCCUCCUUCGGGAAGAAAAGUGGUGCUGCCUUUCGCUUGGCCAGUGCAAAGCCACUGCUUCAGAUCGCCCACGGUGCUGAAGUCGUAGUACAAUCUGAACGGGCAACCCAUGAUCAUGUCUCAUACUAUACUGAACUUCCUGAAACUGGUCGGCUGCCAUCGUGCGGCAUGAACCCUGCACAGCUUACUUGGCUUCGCCGUCUGUGUACCCGACUUUGUAUUUCUUGCUUGUGUCGCUCUUCGAAGUGAGCGUCUCGAAAUAAUAUGGGACUGUGAAUGCACAGAAGAGACAACUAGAAAUAAACUGAAACCACACUCUCUUUCUCGAGCGCACUUCUAAUCAUUCUAGGAACUUUUGCGGAGGAUUUGAUCAGCUGAGGUAUCUGGAAUGCCAGGAAAUCUAGUUCCCUACCGGCCAGCCCAUCAACACAGCUCAUAAGCCAUCCCUGUUUCUUCCGACUGCACAU
Molecule: messenger RNA, 1858 nt
Organism: Vitrella brassicaformis
Lineage: Eukaryota; Vitrellaceae
Source: the annotation of a GenBank genome assembly